AUGAAGAGAAAAAGUGCUGCAGACUUAUCGAAAAUCAGGAAGAAACUUAGAAAAUUACAAAAAUUAGUGGAUGAUGUGGAUCUGAGCUCUGAACGAUCUGUAUCAUCGUCUGAAUCAGACAUGUCUUCGGGACAAGAAAACAAUGCAGAUUCAAUAAUGCAUGCAUCUGGAUCGGAAUCUCCCCUGGAUCCGAGUUCUGGAACGAAUCCUCCUCCACGGACGGAGGUGGUGACGACUGCACAGGUUCACGUUUCUGCGGAACCACCUGUGUCCAUCGAUCCGGAGAUACUACAAUUAUUAGGCGAGGAUCCAUCGAACCCCAUACAAGCAGGAGUGCCAAUACCGGAGGAGUUAACGAAAAGGUGGUCAGUAUAUUGUUCUUCUGGACUAGAUAAAGAUACAAAAACUCAAAUUAGGGACCAUUGGCCUCUCGCUCCGAACUGUCCAGCCCUGGCUGGACCAAAGCUUAAUAAUGAAGUUGCACCAUUGCUUAAAGAUGCGGCUAUGAAACAAGAUGCCUUCAUACGUAAUCUCCAAGAUAGAGUUGGAUCUGCAAUGAGUGCUCUUGGGGUAGCAAUCAAUCUUCUUAUGUUAGGAAAUUGUGAACAGAAAAACGAUAUAAUAUCCCCCCUUGCUGAUUGCGGAAAAUUCUUGGGUGAGGUUCAUUUUUCACUUGCCAACCAUAGACGGUUUAACAUUCUUCCGAAUGUGGACCCAAACAUGAAAAAGGUUUUGGAGGCCAGCAAAGUGGACACAACUCUAUUCGGUAGUGACCUACCUGAGAGGUUGAGAAUUGCCCAGGAGGAGGCAAAAUCAACCCAAAAAAUCAGAAUAAAAAUCAAACCGUUACAAAAUCCGAAUUUUUUUCACGACCGCAACAACCCGAGGGCGAGAAUGAAAUACAGCGCUCCUCCCCCACCACAACGGACGGCAACAUCAGGACGAGCACCAGCUGUGCGUGCACUCCCAAUGAGGACAGCAGGCCAAGGAAAGAAUCCACAGAAUCACAGAUCGAACCAGAGACAACAACAGAACCAAUGGAGGAGAUAGAGAGAACCACACCCUCUAUGGCAGCGACUUACCCUGGUUGCAGGCAGAGUCUCAGGAAGACUUUUUUGUCAAGGGGAAUACCAGAGGAAGUCAUCAACACCAUGAUCUCAUCUCUUAGUUCAGCGACAUUGAAGCAGUAUAAUACAGUAUAUAAAAAAUGGUGGGAGUUUUGCCAGGAACAGGACUGGGACCCAUAUAAACAGGAAGUAGUUUGUAUUCUAAAGUUUUUAGAAGACAGAUUCAGAAAACAAGAUUCCUACAGUUCAAUAUGUUUGUAUAGAUCAGCUUUAUCAUUAUUGUUUCCAAAGAGUAAGAACAAUGAGGUUAUUAGUAGGUACAUUAAGGGCGUAUUCAAACUCAGGCCCACUUUUCCGAAAUAUCAACAUAUUUGGGAUCCAAACCCAGUUCUUGAUGCACUCAGUACUUGGUUUCCUCUGGAAAACCUCUCUAUAGAAAAAUUGACUAGAAAACUCGUUACAUUAUUAGCCUUAGUCACCGCUCAUAGGGUGCAGACAUUAUCAAUGAUUAAAAUCAGUAAUAUUAGGAACGUUGGUGACACAGUAGUAAUAGAAAUAACUGAUUUGAUUAAAACAUCUCGGCCUAACGUUCCACAACCUAUAAUUGCCUUAAAAUACUUUACACAAAGGCCAGAAUUAUGUGUGGCAUCUACAUUGCAAUUUUAUAUCAACAGUACAAAGAAGUCGAGAAAUGACAAUGAAUAUUUAUUCCUCACUUUUAAAAGACCGCACAGAAGAGCAUCUCGCGAAACGAUUAGCAACUGGAUUAGAACUACAUUAGGUGAAUGUGGUGUUGACAUCGACAAAUUUAAGGGUCAUUCGACAAGACAUUCAUCUACUUCUGCCGCAUUACGCUUGGGAGUAAAUAUUGAUAAAAUAAAGUCUGUAGCAGGUUGGUCGAAAAAUUCCGAAUGUUUUGCGAGAUUCUACAACCGACCUCUUGAAAGAAACCACAAUAGUUUCGAAGAUAUUCUUUUAAAUAAUUGA
Phaedon cochleariae (mustard beetle) is the source of this 2054-nucleotide messenger RNA. The record is from the annotation of a GenBank genome assembly. NCBI's taxonomy places the organism in Eukaryota, Metazoa, Arthropoda, Insecta, Coleoptera, Chrysomelidae.